GUUCCCUACCAGCACCUCCCUGUCUGGACUGACUCCUGCCCCCAAAAAGACUCUUUCAUCCUCAUCAGAGCUUCUGUUAGCCAAUUCUGUCACUGUUAAGGUUUAUUAGCAGCAGUAAUGGAAGAAGUGGCAGAGCAAAAAAGUUUUUCUGAAGUUAUUAAUCAGAUAUUACAAGAAGCGCCAGCUGCCAGGAAGAAUCUUGUUGAUAACCACAGCAACCUCUUCCGAGUGGCAGAGUACUGCGAAAACAAUUACCUCCAGGCAGAGGAUCAAACCAAAGCUGUUGAGGAAACUAAAGCUUUGGUUACUCAGGCUUUAGCCAGUGUGACCUACCAGAUCAACAGUGUGGCCCGCACCACACUCAAGCUGCUGGACUCUCAGGCCAUGCAGAUCCGGGAGAUGGAGUCCUCCGUCAAACUGCUGUCACUGGCUGCAGCUAUCCACUUUGAGAAGGUAGGCAGGAGGGAGAUCGGUGCCUUCACUACUCCCAAAAACAAGACUUGCUCCAAUCUCAUCAUCCCACCGACGUCAGGCAAGGAACCAGAGAAAGCUUACUCAAGAGAACCAAUAUCAUAUUCCAUCUUGGACUCCAUUGGACAUUGUUUUCAGGUCCCCGAGCAACAGCCCAGCAAGAAGACAGGGACCAUGCAGAGCAUAAAGAUCACCAGAGAAACCCCAGCUUCCAGUUUUGGCAUCGCUGUCCCUCUCCCUUCAGUCCCCACCUUGCCCACCGUACCCACAGACAGCAGCCUGCUUCCUCCACCUCUUCCUGCCAAUUUGGACCCCAAGCUGCCUUCUCCUCCUCCUUCAGGCAACAGUGGCCUCCCUCCUCCCCCGACUUUUCCAUCACCCAUAGAUUUCCCCCCACCUUCCCCUCCACCAGUCAUCAGUCCUUACAGCAACUUCCUGCCUCCUUUUCCACCACCCUUUGCAGCUAUGGGUUCUGCUGGUCCUCCUCCACCUCCUCUUCAAUCAGGAACUGCACCUCCUCCUCCUCCUCCUCCUCCUCCUCCAGCUGCCCCCACCAUGUCCUCUGGCACUGUGCCACCUCCUCCUCCACCACCACCACCUCCACCAAUUGUCAGUCUUAACAGCAACUACCCGCCUCCUCCUCCACCAUCCUUUGCAGCUGGAGGUGCUGCUGGUCCUCCUCCACCUCCUCUUCGAUCAGGAACUGCACCUCCUCCUCCUCCUCCUCCUCCACCACCCUUUGCAGCUGGGGGUGCUGCUGGUCCUCCUCCACCUCCUCUUCACUCAGGAACUGCACCUCCUCCCCCUCCUCCUCCUCCUCCAGCUGCCCCCACCGGCUCCUCUGGCACUGUGCCACCUCCUCCUCCACCACCACCACCUCCACCAAUUGUCAAUCUUAACAGCAACUACCCACCUCCUCCUCCACCACCCUUUGCAGCUGGGGGUGCUGCUGGUCUUCCUCCACCUCCUAUUCGAUCAGGAACUGCACCUCCUCCUCCUCCUCCCCCCCCCCCCUCCUCCUCCUCCUCCAGCUGCCCCCACCAGGUCCUCUGGCACUAUGCCACCACCACCUCCACCCUUUUUCUAGAUAUGUUAGAUGUAUAAAUCUGUAAAUUGUAAUCAGGCAUUCUGGAUCCUGUUGUGAGAUCAACGUGUAAAACGUGGAGCACGAGGGAGGCGUCACUCCCUGGCCAGUCAUGAUGGUGACAGAAAGAAUUGAGAAUUGCAGUGUCUCCUUUUUUUUUUUUUUUUACUCUGAACAGUUUCAUCUGUAUUUAAUGGCAGACCGUCGACUGUGAGCCUGAAAUGAGAAUUUUCUGGGAGAGAAAACCCUCCUUCAACAUCAAUUGUGUCAGUGAAGAAAGCUGCUGGAGAAAUUCUUCCAACAAGUCUCAACAACACCUUCGCUGCAUUCCUAAAAGAACAAGUUGAAACAGAGAUUCUUAUCUUACUGUCAGCUUCUAUUCUUUUUCCCUGUAAAGUGAUUUUUUGUCUUGAUUAAGUUAUUUAAAUGAACAUGAAUCAGCAUGUGGUAGGAGGAGCUUUAGAGGUUUUUGACACCACUGUCUUCAACCUUCUUUAAGAUCUGUGACUUUAAAAAAAGUCACUGAGGUUGUAAACUGUUGCAAGUCAACACAUUACUUAACACACACUACACACACUGUAAGCUACAUUUUCAGCAUGGAAAAUAUCAGAUUAUACUGUGGCAGCUUAUUUAAACUUGUUAUUUUCUUUUAAGGAAAGCCAGUCCGAUCAAAUGAGACAUGUUGCAUGUUUUCAUGUAAAAUAAAGAGGAAGUGUUCUGCUGU
Messenger RNA from Melanotaenia boesemani (Boeseman's rainbowfish), 2279 nucleotides. Its product is annotated as formin-like protein 5. The record is from RefSeq and is a predicted model, not a curated record. The coding region runs from base 118 to 1575 and encodes 485 amino acids. Gene Ontology annotation, cellular component: lamellipodium. Gene Ontology annotation, molecular function: SH3 domain binding. Lineage: Eukaryota; Metazoa; Chordata; Actinopteri; Atheriniformes; Melanotaeniidae. The transcript is spliced from 5 exons.